Messenger RNA from Cotesia congregata, 667 nucleotides. The record is from the annotation of a GenBank genome assembly. Lineage: Eukaryota; Metazoa; Arthropoda; Insecta; Hymenoptera; Braconidae.
UCAAGUUAAAGAAGUGUUAGUAAUUAAUUUAUUAAACAUGAAGAUUAUGUACUGCAUUGCUCUGGUCGCCGCAUUGGCUUUGUUCAGAGAAUCGUCAGGAUUUGAACUAAACCAUGCCGAGACCAUCCGUGUACGCAGAGAAGUAAAAACUACUGAAGUACCAACCACUGUUGAGGCUAUCAGUGAACGCAGAGACGCCGAAACUACUGAAGUUCCAACCACUGUUGAGGCUAUCCAUGAACGCAGAGACGCCGAAACUACUGAAGUACCAACCACUGUUGAGGCUAUCCAUGAACGCAGAGACGCCGAAACUACUGAAGUACCAACCACUGUUGAGGCUAUCAGUGAACGCAGAGACGCCGAAACUACUGAAGUUCCAACCACUGCUGAAGCUAUUCGAGAACGCAGAGACGCCGAAACUACUGAAGUACCAACCACUGUUGAGGCUAUCCAUGAACGCAGAGACGCCGAAACUACUGAAGUACCAACCACUGUUGAGGCUAUCCAUGAACGCAGAGACGCUGAAACUACUGAAGUACCAACUACUGUGGAGGCUAUCUGUGAAUGCAGAGACGCCGAAACUACUGAAGUACCAACUACCACUGAGGCCAUCCGAGAACACAGAGAUGCUGAAACUACUGCAGUACCAACUACGAUUGAGGCUUAA